AUGGCCACCUUUAGGAUACUCGACACUUACAAGGCAUACAAAGUCCGCGAGCAGAAAUUCACGGGAUGGCUUCGGGAGAAAGCAGGGAAGUUAGGAUACUUUGAGUCCAGGCGCAAAACCCAGCCUCAGAAUAAGAAGAUCAAAGACCGCAAAGAAAGCGUCCUGAACUCCAUAAAAGUCAGCGAGAUCCCCAAUCUCAUCCAGUUGAUUGUGUCUCGCGGCGAAGACGUUCCCGAAUACCUCGGCGAUGUUCUCCGCGAUGUUAUUUCUCAGCGGAAAGAGGCCUCUGCCUACUACAAACCGCAGGGCAAAGCUGAUGAAGGCCAUGCGCAUUACAUCGAAGUCCUCGAAGGGGCACUGAAGACUUUCGAGAGCUCAGGAAGGAUGUCUGUGUCUGAUCUGUCAGUCGCGAAGACAGCAGCGCCUGGACACAGUAAGACCGAUCUGGCAUUCAACAAUGUCUUCGAACUCUUGCAAAUGGAGGACGCGAAGAAUGAAGCGAUCGAAGCGGGCAUGAGUGGGAACGAAUCUGAAAAGGAGAGUCAAAUCACCAAUGAGAGCCGCCGGACGAAAGCCAAGCCCAAGAGGAAAGGAAAAGGAAGGAGGCCGCAGAAGCCUGUAAAGCAAAAGGUCGGUGAGAAUCCAAAGCCGGUUACCAAUUCCGAGCACUUGGACGCCAUCCUCGACCAGGGUAUGGAUUUCGACGACGGCGAAGAUGAUUUGUAUUUCAUGAUAUAUUGCUUCUUCAAGGACUUUAAUACUACCCGUGAGCUCAUCCAAGAGCAAUGGUGCGACUAUCUGGAGGGUACUCUGGCGCUGAGCACCAUCUCCCUCGUUACGAAUACUGCCUAUGAACUCCUUCAGCGAGCGGAAAAGGAGCUCAUCGCUCAAAUCCCAAGUCGGAGUGGCCUUCGAAGCUACCAUAACAUGGCCAAUAUGCUUUUUAUGGAUGUCGGAUUAGCCCAUGUCGACUAUGACGAGAAAACGGCCAAGUACGAGGGCGACCAGGCGAAGAUGAACAACGCUAUUUAUGAGGAGGCCGACUGGUUAUGCCUCCCGAGAUAUUGGGACCUCUUCGAGUGGUUGAAAAAUGUCCCUCCGAGGAAAGUAACGACCCAACCGGCUUUCCUGCAUAAGCCCAUCAUUUACCAGGCUGAGGGUGCCGAGGAGAAAAUGGCCCGUGAUAGACAGAUUUUGUACGAGAUGAUUGUGGAGUGCACUCUAAUCAAGCCUCUAAAAAGCGACCCUAAUUUUCAGAUACCGGGCGAAGACGAAUUUACAGUAGGCCUUGUGGAAAUGCUGGCAUCAAGAGAUAUACCGAUAUGGCUCGUUCUCGCUUCCCAGAUCCAUUGCGAUGUCAGGGGACUCUUGGAGGAGUAUAAUUGCCAUGAUCAAGUAUUGGCCAUGGGAGAGCGCGUUCAAAGUAUUAUAGGGGACUAUAUCACCUUUGCAAAGGAUUUUGAUAUUCCAAUCUGGUCUGUGAUCGAAACUACCGUUGAUGAAGUCUCCUGUUGGAUUAUCGACGAUUGCAUGGAGCCACAUCGAACAGAUCUCCACGUUUCUCAUGGGGAGUUAGAGGAGGACCAAGAGAAAUAUUAUUACUUACGACGAAACCCCGUCCUCUGUGGACUUAUAAUUUUCAGGUUCUCUCUGACCAUGAAUGAAAUCGGUCUGCUGAACUCGAACCAGUGGGGAGCUACUAUUGCCGCAACACAUACAUACAACGCUCUGCGCCACGAGCUCCCAUUCUUCCCACGCUGGUUAGACAUGGAAGCAUUAAUUCUAACCCACUCUGUCCAACGCAUCUUCUGGCGCGACCACCUCCCUUCAAAUCCAGGCCAGUACUCCCGCAGCUACGAUCGCUCCACGGGAAUGAGUGACAUGCUCGCCCAACGCAAUAGCGGAACAAUGAUCAUCAAGCCCAAGAAAGUUGAAGAACGAGGCAUAGCUCCUGCCUCCGUCGUCUCCCAACAGUAUUGGCGGCGUUUCUGCUUCAAUCACGAUAAACCCAUUCGCACACUCCCGAACGUCGAAGUGGUGCUCAACCUAGCGGCCAGAUGCGAAAUCGAGAAAUCUCUCGCAGGAUGGCAUGAUCUCCUCUUAGAAGUCGCUGAUUCCGAUUCUCCGUUCAACCCUGGUGGUAAUCUGGAACUGUCAAUAUCAGGCCAACAAGCCCAGCUAACAGCUCAAUUCCAAACAACCCACACGCUAACAAACGUCCAACUCCUCUCUGCGCUCUGCACCCGCGUCGCGCAGGAAGGCUUCGCUCUGAAUUUCGACUACUUCUCCUUCCAUAUGCGCUGCAUGCGCGUUCUAAAAGCCAUCUAUGACGAAUUUGAAUCUGAAAUUGUAGCGGCUGGAGGGGAACUGGAUUGGGGCAGGGCGGAGUUGCCCGUUGUCCCGCAUUGGAUUUUCAUCUGGAUGGAGGGCGAUGAUGAGAAGAAGGCCUUGGUCUUGGAGAGGUUGAGGUCGGCCAUGGAGCCGAUUGUGAGUAGUGAAGGGGCGAACCAGGUUAAAUAUUUGCGGGAUCUCUUCGGACCUGGAAAGAUGUUGAAGGGUGUUGGCCCUACUGGGGAUGAGUAA
This is a messenger RNA of Venustampulla echinocandica, 2583 nucleotides long. RefSeq lists its product as uncharacterized. The coding region runs from base 1 to 2583 and encodes 860 amino acids. The transcript is spliced from 3 exons. Lineage: Eukaryota; Fungi; Ascomycota; Leotiomycetes; Helotiales; Pleuroascaceae. The record is from RefSeq and is a predicted model, not a curated record.